AUCAUGUAUGGUAUGGUUGGUUUUAUGGUUUAUAUAUAUUCUCCUUCGAGACAUGAGCCUACGACGCCGUUUGAAUCUGUAUGGCGAGUAACCACCACUGACACGGCAACCGCGCCUCUUUUCUGCUUCCCUCCAACCCUUUGGCGCUCUCAAUUAGGUUUGAUUUACUCCGACCUUUAUCAUUUUAAACUCGGCUGCGGCUCACUUCGUCGCUCUUUUCUCCGGCGCUCUCACCAACCGGGCCCUCAAUCCGGCGCCGGCCCGUUCUUAUCUCCGAGAUCCCCUGAUAUCCCCAGUUAUCUUUGCUUCUCCCAAGUGAAUUGCUACUAGUCAUCGGAUAGUCCAAAACCCUAGUCGUCGAUUAUUUCUUCAGUUCCUUUUUCGACUGAACCGAAGAACAAUGUCCAAGAAGUUCACCUCCCGGAGAGAGCUCCUUGAAAAAUGGAGAGGCAUCGAGGAAGAGGAGGAACAGGCUAGCGACGGAGAUCCUUCGAUUCUCCACCGUCUUCACCGCCAGAAAGAAGAAUGGUUCAAGAAUGCCUUCACUUUCUUAAUUGAGUUGCCCAAGGAAAGCCAUAUAUGGUGCGGAUUUUGGGAUUUGAUGGGGCCUCUUCUAGAGACAUUUUACAAUUACUUCAAAGAUGAGCGCCAGGAUUCUCCUCUUAAGUUGCUGUGGAAGAGGAUCUCUGACGAAAUGCAGCAAUGCAUCCAGUGCAUAUCCCAGCACCAUCAAGCUCAAGAGACGUACAGUAUGGAAUAUGAGUCGAGUUCCAUAGGCCCCCUUCUCGAUGUCCUACGGAGUCUAGAUGAGGAGAGGUUGACUCUGCAUUUAAGACAGAUAAAUUCGAGAUUGAAGAAACAAGAGUAUGAUCCUGGACGGGAUAAUGCUGAAGUUGUUAGUCUCAUGUAUGAGGUCUUGAUGUUUCCAGUCCUUCUGGAUGAUCAGUCCUUAUCUACGGAGUUUGAGCUGUUUAUUGAAUCAGUUGACAACAUGCAUGAACUUGCUUUGGCUGGACAUCAGCAGUUCCCGGGUGUUUAUGCAUUGCUUUUUUGUAACAGAAGAGUGCGAACUGUUGGUAGACGCUUGGCACGAUCGAUGGAGAAACUGAAGAGUUCAACAGAUUUGGAACCGUUGCAACCUUUGCUUAACAAAUUCAUUGGGUUCUUGGAGUCUGAAGUACUACCAUCAGCUUCUAGGACCUCAAGACCAAGAGCGCAGCUUGAUCGCCUGUCCAUAUGGUUGGGAAUUACAUCAUUGCUUGAGUUCUUGGAACCUCCAGCCUUUGAAGAGGGGGUAAUGGAGCGGUAUCCCAUCUUCUUUGAUGUAGUGCUCAACCAUAUCAGUGGUGAUUCUGCUGAUUUUUCUCAUGCGGUUAACUGUUUAAAAGAAUUGUUCAAGAUGCUAGGCUGUAAGCUUUGGCUGAGAUCUACAUUGUCUCCAAGUGUGCUGCGGAACACAUUAUUGGGCCAGUGUUUCCAUACCCGAAAUGAGAAGAUGCAUAAAGAUAUUUUUGAUCUUUUCCCACCUUUUCUGCAGUCGCUUGAGGCGUUGCAAGAUGGAGAACAUGAAAAGCAACGCAGACAUUUUCUCUUUUUUCUCCUUCAUCAAGUUUCGGUGAGCAACAACUUCAACAUGUUUGCAAGGAAAAUGGCAUGCAAGAUAGCGCUUCUUAUCAUACACAGAGGUUACACAAUGAACCCGCCAUGUCCUCCUUUUGAAUGUGCUCAUAUGUGGGGUCCUUCACUUGUGUCUUGUUUGAAGGAUUCCUCUCUUCAUAGUUCCCUUCGACAGCCUGCAUUUGACCUUGUUGAAAUCAUUAUAGUAUCUGAUGCUGCGGCACUGCAAGCGUCGCUGGUGAAAGACUAUGCGAAACUUGGUGUGGAUAGGGGGAAAUGUGACAUUAUGAAUGAUGAAGACUAUGAGGAUGGGCUACCUGUCAAUUUGAGUCUUGAAGAAAAGGACAAAAGUUGUUGGAGUGGGUUCAGUGCACAGAAUAAAAUUACACGCGAGGAGUGUAGAGGGUGGAUGUGUGUUCCCAUGUUGUGGGUUGAUGUCCUAGUUGAUAUGGAUCCGUCAAUUUUUCCAGUGUCAUUUUCCAAGGCUGUUUUCUGGGCCCGUUCUCAUUUAAUUUUGGUGGAACCUGAGAGUAGCGCACAAAUGGCACUUCCAAUUAAAACUUGGUUACAGUCUUCAGUCACAGAAAUCUCUGCUUCAUUUGGGUGGAAGGUUCCAGCUGGCUCUGAUGAUGGUGGCGAAGGGAAAGAGUCCAAAAACUCUGUCAGAGUGUCCUUGAUGCAUCUUCCUUUAAUACGAGCAUUAUGCAGGUCUUGUGAACACUUUAUAGCUCAGGUGGGGCAGGGGGAGCUUCGAAAGCAGUGGACGUGGGAACCAAGAAUGGCAGAGAGUUUGAUCCUUUCACUUCUUGAUGCCAAUGAUAAUGUGAGGCAAUUUGGUAAGUGCAUGUUAGAGCAGAUAUCGAACACUCGUGGUCUGUCCUCUAGCUUGAAGUUCCUUUGCUCCAGCAAUUCAUCUUUAGCAGCUGUUCUUUUGGGUUUUAGGCAUGCGUGCCAAGUGGUUCUGCAUGAUUCUGUGAUAUCGAGGUUCCAUACUCUGCAGCAUUUUUUCUUUGUGCUUUGCAAACUUAUUAAAGAGGGUGAUUUACCGAAUCCGGAUCUAUCAGAAAAGGCAUCUGAGAACCUUGACGCUAAGAAGUAUUCUUCUCAAGGCGGGUUUCUGACACAGCCGUUUGUCAGUCCUGUGGUUGUAAACGUGGAUGAACAUUCAUCAAAAGCUGACUUGAAAUCUUUGGAGAACUUCUGUACCAGAUUGUCUGAAAUUGCAUGGCCGUUGAUUCGGAAAUGCUUGGUAGCAGGAAAGGAUUUUUUAGAUUACAGUCUGUGUCAGAUGACCUUUGUUCGUGUAUUGGAGAUACUCCCUCUCGUUGUUGGUAGACUCUGCACAUCUUUCAGUAAGCAUAGUUGGGAUUCCAGAAAGGUUGUGGAAAGUGUAUUUGACAUUCUAUGGCUUAGCAAUCUGAUCGACUGGGGAAAGUCAUCGCUUAAAGUUGUAGUUGUUUAUUGGAAACGUGCUGUAGCUUCAGUACUCAGUGUGGUCAAGUUGUCUUGCAGCAAUGCCUCUGCUGAGGCUGUCAGAACUAUAGAAAAUCUUAUAUCAAGUGAUAGCAUUGACAGCGAACUUCUAUCAGAGCAAGUUUCUCGUCUCUCUGUUUCAUUAUGUGGAAUAGUUCCUCCUGACUCUGGGAGAGCAAAUUUCCGGUCAAAAGCUUCAUCUACUGAGGGUUUUUCUUCAUUUAAAAGAUAUCCAUCCUCAGAUGUAGAAACUGUUGUUGAUGAGGAUCAUCAUGCACAAGUUAUUGAUUCAAAAUCAUCACCAGAUAGGGAGGACAAGAUGAACGUGAUUGUUCUUUCUGAUGAAGAAGAAGAACGUGAAGACUUGAAAUCAAAGGUGAAGCCAUCUACCAUUGACUCAGAUAGUUCCAUGUUGGUUGGUGAGGUUUUGCCUGCUAUCGCUGAUCGUCACAUUGAAGUUGGAAAACAGUUCUCAGCUGCGGCCACAGAAAACUCCGUGAUGUUUAAAGAUUCAUCACUUGAUAUCCAAGAAAAGGAUAGUUCAUACCUAUCCAAUCGCAAUUUUCAGAAGCAGGGUUCCAAUAAAAUAAGUUCUAAAUUUCCUGCUCCUGUAAAAUCAUCAGAAACAGGGGAAACAAAGGGAGUCAAAUCAGGAAUUACAUCCCAACUUCUAGAUGGUAUACAAAGCUCUUCAGCUGAAGCAGUUAAUUCCAGAAGUUCGAUUCAUGCUUCCGAUAGUAAGCUUUCGGAAAGGAGCAAUGCAAUGCUCAAAGAAAUAGUGAAUGAUGCUGUUGACGAUCUUUGGAACCCAGUAGUUAACUCCGCGAGGCAGCAGAAGUUGUACCUUCCAAAACUGAGUGUUCCUGGCCCCAAAAGGCAAGUUAUUCAACUGAAAACUCAUCUUGAUAGUAGACUUGGGAGUUCACAUAGACUGGACGCUGGGUUUAAAAGAUUCAAGCCUCCUAGACUUGAUGAAUGGUAUAGAUCCAUUCUGGCUAUCGAUUACUUUGCUAUUGUGGGAUUAGGCUCUACAAGUGAAGGUGAAAAUUCAACAGGUAGUAAAUUAAAGAAAGUACCUGUUUGUUUUGAGUCCCCUGAGCAAUACAUCGACAUUUUUCGGCCACUGAUAUUAGAGGAGUUUAAAGCACAGUUGCACAGCUCUUUUAUGGAAGUGUCCUCAUGGGAGGACAUGUACUAUGGCACAAUAUCUGUCUUGUCGGUCGAAAGGGUUGAUGAUUUCCAUCUUGUUCGCUUUGUCCACGAGGACAAUGAUUCCACAUCUUCGAAGAGCUUUGCUGAGAAUGAUCUUGUUUUGUUAACCAAAGAGGCUCCUGAAAGUGGUUCACAUGAUAUUCAUAUGGUUGGAAAGGUUGAGAGACGUGAAAGGGACUAUAAGAGGAGAUCAAGUAUACUCCUCAUUAGGUAUUAUUUGCUAAAUGGAUCUGCACGUUUAAAUCAAGCCAGGAGGCAGCUUAUGGAACGUAGCAAAUGGCAUGCAAGCAGAAUCAUGAGCAUCACUCCCCAAGUCAGGGAAUUUCAAGCAUUAUCAUCAAUAAAUGACAUUCCCAUUCUCCCUGUAAUUUUGAAACCUAUUGUCCAUUCUUCGAGUCACAUUGAACCAAUGGAGUUAACUUUGGGCAAGCUUUCCUCACCCUUAGUGCAACUGCUGAAGCUAUCAUUCAAUGAUAGCCAAAUCCAAGCUAUUAGUGAUGCUAUUAGAUUACCUCACUCCAGGAAAGAUUUUGAGUUGUCUCUAAUCCAGGGUCCUCCAGGAACUGGGAAGACCCGAACUAUUGUGGCCAUUGUCAGUGGUUUACUGUCUUCAGUUAAUAAACCAAGCCAAUCCAAUUGUUCUUUGCAUGGCAAAAAUAAACAAACUGGCGGUCCAAGUGACAUCUCAAGACCAAAGGUUAGACAGUCUGUUGCAGUUACAAGGGCAUGGCAGGAUGCAGCCUUGGCUAGACAAUUGAAUGAGGAUGUUGAAAGACAUGUAAAGCCAAUGGAUAGUUGUAUGAAGAGAAGGGUGCUCAUCUGUGCCCAGUCAAAUGCUGCGGUUGACGAGUUGGUGUCAAGGAUUGCAAGUGAUGGCCUUUAUGGCAAUGAUGGGACGAUGUACAAGCCAGAUCUUGUCAGGGUAGGGAAUGCAAAAACAGUUCACUCAACAUCACUUCCAUUUUUCAUUGACACGUUGGUGGAUCAACGUCUUGCUGAAGAGAAGAGGCAUCUGAAUGAUGCUAAAAGUGAUGCGAGGAUUAACUCAUCUAUAGAAUUGCGCUCUAAUCUGGAGAAGUUGGUAGAAAACAUUAGAUUCUUCGAGGCUAAGCGUGCCAACUUAAAGGAGGGCAAUUCACAAGACACGGAAGAUGAAAAGCUUGAAGGUGAUGAUGCAAAUGAAAUAUCGCGUGUUGAACUGGAGGUGAAACUACGCAAGUUAUACGAGCAGAAAAAACAAAUGAUUAGAGAUCUGAGUGCAGCUCAAGCACAGGAGAGGAAAGUGAACGAGGAAAUUAAAGGACUGAGACAUAAGCUGCGGAAGACUAUAUUAAAGGAAGCUGAAAUAGUUGUUACCACUCUGAGUGGCUGUGGUGGGGACCUUCAUACUGUAUGCUCUGAAUCUAUUUCAAGUUACAAGUUUGGGAGCCCAUCUGAGCAAACCCUAUUUGAUGCUGUUGUAAUUGAUGAAGCUGCUCAAGCUUUAGAACCUGCAACAUUGAUUCCUCUCCAGCUUCUGAAAUCCAAAGGAACAAAGUGCAUCAUGGUUGGUGACCCGAAACAACUUCCUGCAACUGUUCUCUCAAGUGUUGCUAGCAAGUAUCUUUAUGAAUGCAGCAUGUUUGAACGUUUGCAAAGAGCUGGUCAUCCUGUAACCAUGCUUACUAAACAGUACCGGAUGCACCCUGACAUUUGCCGGUUCCCUUCUUUGCACUUUUAUGAGGGCAAGUUGCUAAAUGGUGAGAAAAUGUCAGAGAAAUCAGCACCCUUCCAUGAGACUGAGGGCCUUGGCCCUUACGUCUUCUAUGAUAUUGUUGAUGGCCAAGAGCUUCGAGGGAAAAGUCCUGGUUCAAUGUCUCUUUAUAAUGAACGUGAAGCUGAAGCUGCAGUUCAACUUCUGAAGUUUUUCAAGAAGAGGUACCCGUCUGAGAUUGCUGGUGUUCGAAUUGGUGUGGUUACUCCAUACAAGCAUCAACUUUCGAUUUUGCGUUCUCGGUUAUCUAGUGCUCUGGGAUCAUCUUUUGCAGCUAAUAUGGAAUUUAAUACAGUUGACGGGUUUCAAGGUCGGGAAGUUGAUAUUCUGAUACUUUCAACUGUUCGAGCUAGUACCUCGAAUUCUACUGCAAAAGGUUCCAAUUCCAGCAGCAUCGGAUUUGUUGCGGAUGUAAGAAGGAUGAAUGUCGCUUUGACAAGAGCCAAGCUCUCACUUUGGAUUUUGGGGAAUGCUAGGACCCUACAAAGUAACCCUACCUGGGCAGCUCUAGUAAGGGAUGCUAGAGAUAGAAACUUGGUUAUGUCUUGUAAGAAGCCAUAUGAUUCUAUGUUUAAAAGAAGUUUAGCUAUGGAUUGUUCUACAUCAGAGAAAUCUGGCAGUGGAUCAAGACAUGCAAAGAAUGCUGAUAAUUUUGGUGGUAGCAGAAACCCUGAGAAACAGAACCAAAACAAGUUGCAUCCAACCUCGAGCAAGCCUAACUGCAGAAUUACAGACUCUGAUGAUCAAGUGAAAGUUGCUCAAGAUUGUGAUGGUAUUUGUCCUGAGAAGAGUGACAAGAAAAGCAGAAGGCACAGAGGUAGCGAUGGACAAGAUUUUGCAAUGAUGAAAGACAGUCAUGAUAUGAGGCAUUCAAAGAGCCCAGCUGCAGGUAAAGCUGUGGCGGAUGUUGAAAGUGAGGGCAUCAAGAGGAGUAAGAAGGGUAGUAAUUGGAAUUCUCGUACCGAAAAGGGGAAAACUGAUUCCUUAAACGUGGAUGGCAAUAUGGAUAGUUCAGAAAAAGAAGGCAGUGAUGGCCGUGAAAGGUCAAAAGUUCACGUAUCCAAAGGCGCAAAGGAGUUGCGUGCUCAUGAAAACAAGAUGAACACAGAUGUUUCAACUUCUGAAGGCAAAUCAAGAGGUAAGCAGGAAAAACCUGUCGAGGUUCGGCAGCAGGUGGAUGCUGGUAAAGACAUUAUAACAAAACGAAAACAACAGCGCGAAGCUGUAGAUGCAAUUCUUUUCUCAUCUCUGAUUCCUUCUAAGAAGUCAAAAGCAUCAGCGCCCAGUAACCCUUCCAAAAGGGCCGCCUCUCCAACUUCAACUGAUGCCAGGGCACUGAGACCAGCGAAAACCAAAAAGGGUGCACGAUGAGAUGCCGAGUCCUUGUAUAUAAUUCACCACUGCAGUGAAUAAAAUUUCGCAAGACGUGGAAGUGUAACAGUAAGUUUAGGUCAAAUGUUUAGGGCAACAGCUUUCUGAAAGCUCGGAAUUAGGUCUUGUUUUGGUACGGGAAACUCAGAGGUGGUCUAAGCAGGUGUUGUGGACAGUAUUGUAGGUUAUAACACCUCCAUUUGUAAAUCACUACUAUAGAGAUCCAAUUUUUACCCAAUUCUCUCCCUCUAGGGAUAGACAAAACAAAAGUCAUGUGGUGGGCAUAUGACAUCCACAUGAAGGAAGAAAGGGAAGAAAGGAUCUCUCAUAUUAAUUGGGGAUUAACCCCAGAUUUUGCCAUGUGAUCCGUAAUGUUAUUUUAUUUUAUUGGAGUCAUUUAAAUUCAUAUUUUAUCUAUAGUUGGUGGCUUUGGGAUCUCUAAUUAUUCGAGUAGUUAAAAGUCAAAACCUUUGUUCAAAAUGUGCCUUUACACUAGCGGCAAAAUGUCUCUCUUAGUGGUAUGGGCGUGCUAGUGGUGUGCAAUUGGUUGGUUCUUAUUGGACAACACUUGGAUCUGAUCAUACUGAAUUGGAUAUAAUUUGGUUCGUCGUUGAUCUCAUAAAUUUUAUAAAUGGUUAAGAAAAAUGAAUCGAACUGAUAGUUGGAUCGGAGCAAAUCGGAUCGAAUGCAUUGGGCUCGGUUUUUUUUAAUCCUAAGAUGUCUUUCACUUUUGGUUUUGGACCAUGGUUCUCAUGAGUAUGGUCCGGUUUUUGGUCCGGACUGAACCAUUGCACACCCUACAGGGGAUUCCAUAGCGAGUUAAGAAUCUAGAUCGUGAUAGUGGAGUACAAUGAUAUUUAGGUGUAAUUAGGCGGAGCUAGAUAUAGUCCAUAUUAGAAUUAAAAAAAUAAACAUCAUCUAUAAACUUAAACUUUCCCCUCAAAAUUUCAAAAGCUCAAUAAGUUUAUGAGCUAUUGAGACAUAAUUCUAUGAACAAAAAUAAGUUAUUAAUCAUUUGAAAAAAAUUGAAAUCUUGUAAAAUAACUAUUUCAUUCAUAAUUUAUUACCAUUACUAUUUUAGGUUAAAUAGCCUAAUUUCAAAGAUAGAGGUGAUUAAAUAUGUGAUUUAGCUGAAAUAAGUGUAUGCCUUAUAUAAUUUUAUAAUGACGUCUCCUUCAAACCAAAUAGCAUGAUUGGAUCCGUUGCAGACGUGGGCGGGUCCCACGUAGGAUAUCGUCGUUGUUCGUUCUACGGUUGAUGGAAGUUGAUUUCUCCCGCCCUUUUAAUUUCCCAUGCCAUUUAUACAAAAACACUAAAUGUGGGCAACCAUACCAUAUAAUUUUAAUUUUAUUUAUAAUGUCAAUGGUUGCUGAAAAGUAUAUAUUUCACACUUCUGAACCCAUGUUAUAUAUUUUUAUUUUGACGAAAGAAGUGAAUUCAUUUGGUUUAUCUCGAUAUUGUUUGUAUUAGUUACACACCAUUCUUUUUAAUUUUAAUUGCAUCGCUUAAGUGAGCCGCACAUAUUGUUCGGUUUAUGAUACAUAAAAAAACGUUCCAGAAACUGUGUCGGUAAAAAUAAAAAUGAGAAAGUCAAUUCCAUUUUUUUCUAGAAUACAUUUUUUUAAAUACG
This is a messenger RNA of Linum trigynum, 9056 nucleotides long. The record is from the annotation of a GenBank genome assembly. NCBI's taxonomy places the organism in Eukaryota, Viridiplantae, Streptophyta, Magnoliopsida, Malpighiales, Linaceae.